AUAGUGAUCUUCACGAUAACCGAUAACACACUUGCAGCUAAGGAGUUUACAUCUUUAAACUCAGUUUUCCACAAAAUAACAACACUGCCACUCGAUCUAUCGUGCGUCAACACCGAACCCACUUUCGUUUGAUAAUAAAGCACCGAAUUCGGAAAUUCAAAAGCCAUUCAAUCGAUAGAUGACUUCACCAGCGACGGCCAUCCUCCUCGCCGCAACCCUAAUCGGCGUCGUUUCAGCCGCAACAAGACCACCAGACCCACCGGAAUGCGUGCCGGAACCGAAUCAGAACCCGCAGAUCCUCCGCCGCGACAAACUCACGGUCCUCAUGAACGGCUUCUCGGAGUCCCGAAUCCCGCUCCUCCAAUCCCUGGCCGCUACGUACUCCCUCUCCCCCAUCGUGUCCUCCGUGCUCGUCCUCUGGGGCGACCCCGCCACAUCGCCACGUGUCCUUCACCGAUUGGCCCACAACCUCACCCUCUCUUCUUCCUCCUCAGCACCAAUCUCACUUCUCCUCCAACCCUCCACCAGCCUCAACAACCGCUUCCUCCCGCGCCCCAACGACAUCUCCACCGACGCCGUUUUGGUCUGCGACGACGACGUGGAGGUGGACCCCACAACCUUGGAAUUUGCGUUUCGCGUUUGGACGCAAAACCCGCACCGGUUAGUUGGGCUCUUCGCGCGGUCGCAUGAUUUCGACCUGGACCGGAGGGAGUGGGCCUACACGGUCCACCCCGACCGGUUCUCCAUCGUGCUAACGAAGUUCAUGUUGUUAAAGACACGCUACCUGUUCCUCUACACGUGCCCGGGUGGGCCCCGCAUGGCGCGCGUGCGGGGGGUCGUGGACGAGGUGCGGAACUGCGAGGAUAUACUGAUGAACUUUGUUGUGGCGGAGGAGGCGGAGGUGGGGCCAGUUUUGGUCGGGGCGAAGAGAGUAAGGGAUUACGGUGAUGCCAGAAAUGAAGAAAAAGGAGUGAGUGUGGUGGGGUUGAGUAGCAGGAAAGGGGAGCAUAGGAAGAGGAGAGGGUGGUGCAUAAGGGAGUUUCAUAGGCUCUUGGGGACAAUGCCUUUGAGGUAUAGCUAUGGGAAGGUGGUGGAUUCUGUUGGGGAACAAGCCUUGUGUUUCAAAGGUCGCAAGUUGGUGUAUUGUGAUCAGUGAUAUUCAGCAAAUCUGUAAUUAUUUGUAAUUUUUACGGAAGAGAAAAUUAAUUUAUCUUAAAAUUAUUUUUUAUUUA
Molecule: messenger RNA, 1232 nt
Organism: Glycine soja
Lineage: Eukaryota; Viridiplantae; Streptophyta; Magnoliopsida; Fabales; Fabaceae
Product: glycosyltransferase family protein 64 C3-like
Exons: 1
Coding region: 179-1156 (325 amino acids)
Cellular component (GO): membrane
Molecular function (GO): glycosyltransferase activity
Source: RefSeq, a predicted model, not a curated record